This is a messenger RNA of Uranotaenia lowii, 13225 nucleotides long. It is a transcript of the gene puf, whose product is annotated as ubiquitin carboxyl-terminal hydrolase puf. Gene Ontology annotation, cellular component: cytosol; nucleus. The record is from RefSeq and is a predicted model, not a curated record. Gene Ontology annotation, biological process: protein deubiquitination. Gene Ontology annotation, molecular function: cysteine-type endopeptidase activity; cysteine-type deubiquitinase activity. The transcript is spliced from 16 exons. The coding region runs from base 490 to 12990 and encodes 4166 amino acids. NCBI's taxonomy places the organism in Eukaryota, Metazoa, Arthropoda, Insecta, Diptera, Culicidae.
ACGUCGCGAGCUUACAAGAGGCCAUCCUCAAAGAAAAGAACCGUGUCUUUCUCCAUUGUGCGCUGCCGAAAAUUUCACUAGCAUUGAUAAAAUUGAAGAUUUCACCGUUUUCCUGUACCGUCAAACACUCUCUGGUAGUGCGAAAAUGAUGGCCAACAUUGGCCACACAGAUUCGUGGUGCAGUAUCCCGUGAAUGAGUCCGCUUAGGGCUGGAAAACUACGUUUUCCGAUAAGUUUUCUCUCGAUCGGACAGUUGGAAGAAAUUCAACUUUUUCACUUACAUUUUUUCUGCGAGGAAUAGAGCGAGAGGAGGAGGGAAAGGAAUAAGAAGAAUACGCAAGAACUGGCCCCCUUUGGAUUGUUCGAACUCGGCAAAAAAAAGAAGAAAAUUUCGUUGGAAUUUGUCCGGGACCGCUGUAAGGCAGAAAAAUCGAGGACAAUCUGGCAAAAGAAUACCGAUAACCGCUUCGAAAGCAAACCAGAGCAACGAUGUGCGAUGUCUGUGCCGGAUUUCUGAAUCUUUUGGGCUCAUACGAAUCGCGACUGACCAGCAAUGAAACCGAACAUCCCGUAUUUCUCGUUAAGCGCGAGAUUGAAAUCGUCAUCGGCUACAUCCAGUGUUGGCCUGCACGGCAGUGCAUGUGCUGCUAUCGAGAUCCGAAAAAUUUCGAACGCUUCAACUUGAUCGUGCAGGCUAUCGUUUAUUUCACUGUUUACCAAUUGAAGAACAUCCGGGUUCUCUUGGAUCGCGAGACUCGACUCGCUGAAGGACGCGAAAAAGAUGCCUCAGAUGACGAGCAAGGAAAGCCUUUCGCCGCUAGCAAAAAUCUUGAAGAAGAAGGCAGCCAAAAGGGUACCGCAGAAAGCUUGGAAGAAGCCAAGAAGGAGAAAAAAUCCGCAGAAACAUUUUUAUCAGAUGAUUGUUGGACCCUGUUGGACAUCGAAAAAUUACUGUUGCUCUCAUCGAAGGCUUUUCUACUGAAUUUUCCAUUAUAUGUAGCUUACAAGCAUGGUGUUCACGCUAGGAUGGAUGAGAUAUCCCCACAAGAGGCACAGACACUUAGCAUCUUUUGUGAUCUACAUGACAACGAAAUCCCAGCAUUUCUGCUGCGCAAUGUUUCACUGUUUUGUACUUCCGGUGGAUUUGAUGCAAUGAUAAAUUGCUUUGAUCACCCGAAUUUACCGGUUCCCAUUGCUCAUGCUAUAACUGCAGCUAUUUCAAAUCUAAAACUGUGGAUAAACUACCGCUCUAUCAUUCAACUGUUUAUACCGAUCCGAGUCAAAAUACUACAAUACAUGUGCAAGCUAUCUGAUCAGGAUCUUCGCUCUCCGGCAACCAAAUCAAUGGCUGAUUUUAUGUGGACAGCUAUCAAGGAUCCGCUAGAUUCGCAAAUAACUUUUGAUACUGAAGGAUUAGCCCUGGCUUUCAAAUAUUUUACCAGCUCGACGUUGACCAUGCGUUUAGCAGGCAUGGCUCAGAUCAAUGCGCAUAUUAAUCUAUUCAAUGAAAUUUGCACAACGGAAACAGUGGCUGAAGUUGAAGUUGUAGGUCAAAAACUAGCAGACUGGUUGUCAGAAAAUCAAAUUAUUUCGCAUCUUUUUGGUCCAAACCUUCACGUGGAGGUUAUCAAGCAAAGUCACAUCGUGUUGAACUUUUUGGCUGUCGAGAAUCAAAUCACAGAAGAUCACGUAACACUCAUCUGGCAAGCCGCACAGUUAAAGCAUUGUUCUAAGCCCAUCUACGAUAUACUGCCAUCAUUGGUUAAAAAUUUAGCACCAAGGCCAGCAUCACACCUGUACUCGCUCUUGUCCCGGUUGGAUCCCAGAGAACACACGGAGCAAUCGAUCUAUAUUGCGUCGGCCUUGACCAAACUGAUCUGGGCUCGAGAUUGUCUCACUUUAAUCGAUCUCGUCAAGAGCAACGUACAGAGAGAAGCUGCCGCAGCAGCCGUUGUAGCUGCAGCAGUUCGAGAGGCGGAACUUCCGUCCAGUUCGGAAAAUUCCGUAUCAGUUGACGGAAGCAACAGUGAGGAUGAACCCCAGGAAGAGGAUAGUUCCGAUCCCGAUAAUCCUGUAUCGGUAGCAGCAGCAGCUGGUUCCUCUGGGCAUCGAGGGCAUCGAAGCAUGGCUCAUGCUAGUUCGUCUGGUUUAUCAACAAUGGCCUUGUCUGGUGCUUCGCCUAAAACCAGUGCUGCAGCAGCAGCAGCAGCUUCUUUGAUGGAUGCCGAUGAAUCCGACUCCGGGGCUGCUGUUCCACCGCCUUGCAAACAAGCUCGACACAAAAAUUGCUGUGACGAAACCACAGAUGAUAGCAUUAAAGUAGAACCUGAUAUUUAUGACGUCGAUCAAAGGCUAAAAGAGAAAAUACGAAUUCCAUUGAUGAAUCGUGGGUUAGUGAUUGCUUCCGGUUUUAAUGAACCAACGGGUACCAGUAGUGAUGAAGAAGAUUGUUUGAACAUGAAUGAAGCUUUUACAGCAAUGCUGCGCAAAAAACGUAAGCUGUUGCGUAAAAAACGAAAAAACAUAAGCGGUCUUACGCGUAAAGAGCUUCAAGAGAUGGCAGAAAGUGUAUCGGAUGUUGAGGACAGCGACCUUUUGGCAGCGAUGCUUCCGGAUAGUGAUUGUAGUGAUUCGAAUCUGCAAAGUACAAUGCUGCGUCAUAUGGCGGUGCAUGGUGAUCCGGGAGGUCCUGAGCCAGGCACCAGUGGAGUGGGUCCAUCAAUUGGUGAAGAUGUACCACCAUUUAUGGGUGCCUUGAGCGAGGGUCAUUUGAUAAAUUUUCUGAACGCUGCAGAAAACGACGGAAGUUGUUCAUCGCCAUUGAGCAAUAAAUCAGAAAAGAACAUGGGUGAUUUCGAUGAUGAGGAUUCCCCUUGCGAAGAAGAGUUGGUGGAGUUAGCUACUAGGGCUCAGUGUCUUCAGCAGUUUCCUCUUCCCAGACCACGCUCCUUGGGUAACGGAAUGGGACACGGAUCAUCUCCACAAGCUCGCACAAAUACACCAAACCUGAUGAUGAACCGACCGCAUCAUGAAAGGCUUUCAAGUUCUGGAGGAAGUAUCAAUCAUCCAAUGACACCGAGCAUUUCCGGUAGCGGUACCCCUACUUCCUUGAGCGGGGGUAAGAGUAAACUAGGAGUACAUCAUAAUGUUAGUGGAGGAAGAACACCGCAUGCUCCUUUGAAGGAUAUCUUGCCAAUUGCUGGAACUAGUGGAAGUAGUGGAAGUGCCUGUAGUGGAGGGACCCCAACAUCUCCCAAUCUCCGAUUCCCUGAUGUUUGUCAACCUGGAAACACCCUCCUUUGGGAUUUACUGCAGGACGAUAAAAUUGGCCAGCUGGGUGAAACCUUAGCAUUGGAAGCCGAAAAAGUGCUGGGAACACUGUUAUGCUUUCACACUGAUAAAAUUAUUCGAACUCGGUUUAUCGAAGGCUGUUUACAGAACCUAGCUGAAAACAAAAGUGUAGUAACAAGUCUCAGAUUGUUGCCUAAGCUUUUUGCAUCGUUCCAGCAGUUUCGAGAUGUUACUACUCAUCACGUAGUUUUGUGGGCCGAACGGCACCAUAGAAUGAUGCACCACUUUUUCAACAAUCUCAAACAUUACACGAGCGGCGCGAACGAGGUUGUGCUAAAUCAGAAUGGAUUUCCGCUGUACGCGCAUGUAACACAAAUCCAAGUUCGAUUACAAUUUCUUUCUUCGGUGUUUAGCGAUGUAGGGUCACCAAGAAACUUCAAGCUAGCUUUGAAUCAAGUUGACACCUUGUGGAAUUGUUUGGCUAACGAUCCGGAAUGUAGUGAUUGUCUUUUCGCCUGGUUGCAAGGACAAGUCAAAGGUGGCGAUACACAUGCACUUGGCAUCAAUGCUAUCCAGCAUCUUUAUCUGAAGCGUUUAGCCGAACUCAAACCGGAAGGCAUUUCGAUGGUAGCUUUAGGGUUGUUCCAACAGUUGUUCACCCUAGGACGGGAAGAAAUCAUCAGUCAUUCUUAUGAAGGACAAGAUUCUAGUGACAUAGUAGGUAUGGAGCAUUUGUGGAAAAUAGCUUUGCGGGCUAACAAUACAGAUGUUUCGCUGACUGCGAUCCAAUACAUCAAUACUUACUACAUGGAAAAACAGCUUAAAUAUGAACAUCAGUUUGUAGCUCAGUGUAUGACCCAUUUGUCGCAAGCUGUGGAAGAUCUGAAUCGACACAGUCCUGGCUCCGAAAAUUCUUUGAUGUGUGUUCAGCGAGCUCUUAUGUUACUAAAUACGCAUUUAGAAACAUUUCGGCGAAGAUACGCCUAUCACUUACGAAGGUGGGCUUUGGAAGGGAAAGAUUUCGGUAUGCAUAGCGCUUUGCGAAGCGAAGGAGUUGGUCCUCCAAUACGCAUUGUAUUGCAGCCGGCUGGUGUUCCAGAGAAAUCAGUACUGCAUCUUCAUGCUUCUGAUUUGGUUGCUGAUUUGAAGGCAGAAAUUGGUAAAUGGUGGGAAACAGUGCAGAGUUCUGUCAAAAUAGCUCAAAAUGAGGCUGCGGCGAGAACUGGUUCGGGAGCAGUUUUGGGGUUGCUACUGAGUGAAGGACCGCUGAGAAUUAUAACUCAGGGCCAAGAAAUAACUUCUGAGUAUGAUGAACGGAGCCUAGCCGAUGUCGGGUUCAAAGAUAAUCAGAUGGUUUAUGUGUCUAUGGGCAGUCGGGGAGGGCGACGAAGGGAAAACCACGAUCACCCGUCCAUGCAAAAUCCUCCGCCAAAAGAUUGUUUACCUACGUUGCUGUUGCUCAAAAGUCCAUACUUUGAACAGCUGUUCAAGUUGAUGCAAACGUUAGGCGAUAUGAAAAUUGUAGGACCCGGGGGUCGUAUUCAGCCGAACACGAAGGCUCAAUUGUUAUCUCGUCGUGUAUGGGACAUACUAGCUAUGUUGCCAACUGCUCCGGCUUUCUUACAUGCGCUGAAAAACCUAUCUUUUGCUAAAUCUGAUUUCGAGCAAAAAACAGACUCGAUUGAAUCAGGAGAGCUCCCCAAAUAUACCUUGAAGGAAAUCCUCGAUCCACAUAAUCGGCAGAAAUUUAUGUACUCUCUUCACAUCGUGGAAAGCUUGUGUAAAUCAAAGUUUAUGAGUAGCUGUUGUACUGGUUCCGGUGGUUCAAUAAUUAACCCUGGACCGAUAGGGGUUCCAAUAGCAGCAACCUCUGGCAUGCCUGGAGGAUCACGAUCAGCCAUCACCGGAGGAGGUACAAGUGCCAAAAGUUUAGCCGUGAAAAAUCAACUUAAGCUUAAAAUUUCUACUUCAAAAUCCAUAAAAAUGCAGAAUCAAAAAAUAGCUAAGCAACAACAGUUAUUGGAAGAGAUCUCGGGGUGCAGUGAAAUACUAUCGGAGGCUAGUUCCAGCAGAAAGCAAUCGCCAACAACUAGCGCGGACAAACAAAUGGAUCUAACAGGUGAUUGUGAAGGGAAAAGCAGUUCUAGCGAAACAGAAAUCAAGGAAAAGAAAACAGACAGAGAAUCAUCGUACAGAGAAAUCGAAAAUAAAGAAGACAAAGCAGAGGAAGAGCAACUUAAAAACUUUAGAGAAGCAGAGUUCGCCAAUCGAAACCAACCAGAUCAACAAACGAUGAACCCACAUUCGAGCAAUCAGCUGGAAAUGGUAAACACGUCAAAUGCGUCUGUUGAGUGGAGUGAGCAGUUUAUCAAAUGCGGUGGACUUUUGCAUUUAUACGAAAUUUUCAUAUCGGGAGUGUUACAAAAGCACAUCAACACCAAAGACGGAGACGAUCUUAAUGAAUGGCGCCAUGACUGUUUGGCCAGUUUGCUGAGAAUACUUUGCUUGUUGGGCAUGGAAGAAUUUAAACCAGAGAGUGAAAACGCCAUUAUAAUUCCUAAACUGAAUCGUCAUAUGCUUACAAUGAUGGAAGUACGCCCAACCCUGGAAAGAAUAGCCGUCGUUCUGAAUGAAGAGUCCUAUCCACUGAGCCCUCAUCAUUUCAAAACUGGGCUUUUCGGCAGGGCACAAGUUAUCCAUUAUACAAUGAAUUUGUUGGUUUGUUAUGCCCAUUCUUUGUCUGAGGUACGCGCGACUCUUUGGAAAAUUGAUUCGAAUUUAGCAUGGAUCCAAAGGCUUAUACUCGAUGAUCCGGAACCAGCCGUUCGCCGCGAAGCAUGUGCCGCACUGUAUCGUAUGUGUUUGGGCAAUGGUCAAACUUACUACGAACUAAUGGUACCGCUGCUGUCGAAAUUGGUAUCAAUCUUACCUUUGGCUGAGAAAAUGCGGCCACAGCAUCCUACCUAUCAUCUGUCGCCGGACGAAGGUAAAGAACCGUAUGGCCCAGCGUGCCGGGAUUAUUUUUGGCUUUUGUGCAGAUUAGUUGAUUCCAUUUCACCCGAUUUAGUUCGAGAAUGUGGAGGAGAAUUUUCUCGUAAACCAUCGUCCUCUGGCGCCAUAGGAAUUGAAUCCAUGUGUCGACAAGUUUCCAAAAGCGUUCUCGAUCGUGAUUACCUAGAAAGUCGACACGGCAGCCCAGAUGAUGCCCUUUUCGGCUUGCUGAAUUUAAUGACCAAUCUGAUAAAAUUCGAUCCCCAGUACAAGUACAGUGAAGAAGGCCAAGAUUUGAUAGAAAAAAUGUUUCAAGCUCUGUUUGAACUUCCUUCUUCCGAAGAUCGAGACAAGCCAAAAUGCAAAAGUCAUGGUGCUCGUGCUGCAGCCUAUGAUCUGUUGGUUGAGCUGUGUAGGAAUGCACCGAAAAAUUACCUUCUUCUUCAUGGUAAGUUGAUGUUACAACACCGAGCUGGCCCCCAUUCACCCUAUCCAUGGGAUUAUUGGCCACGAGAUGAAGGACGCUCGGAGUGUGGCUACGUAGGGCUCACUAAUCUAGGUGCCACAUGUUACAUGGCAUCAUGCAUUCAGCAUCUUUUCAUGACACCGCAAACCCGGGACGCUAUACUGUCAAUCUCGACUGAAGCGCCCCAAAAACAUAAAGCCACCCUAUAUGAGCUACAGCGAAUGUUUGCCUACCUGAUGGAAUCCGAACGGAAGGCCUACUGUCCAAGAUCAUUCUGUAGAGUGUACCAAAUGGAUCACCAACCCCUUAACACUGGAGAACAAAAGGACAUGGCGGAGUUCUUCAUCGAUUUGGUUUCCAAACUGGAAGAGAUGACCCCAGAGCUGAAAACGUUGGUCAAGCGAGUCUUUUGUGGAGUCAUCAGCAACAAUGUUGUGUCUUUAGAUUGCGGCCAUGUCAGCCGGACUCUUGAGGAGUUUUAUACGGUUCGCUGUCAGGUGGCGGAUAUGAGAAAUUUGCAUGAAUCGUUGGAUGAAGUCACUGUGAAGGAUACUUUAGAAGGGGACAAUAUGUAUACCUGUUCUCAGUGUGGUAAAAAAGUACGAGCAGAAAAGCGGGCAUGUUUCAAAAAGCUGCCGCAAAUUUUGUGUUUCAACACUAUGCGCUACACCUUUAACAUGGUGACCAUGUUGAAGGAAAAGGUUAACACUCACUUCAGUUUCCCUAUGCGGUUGGAUAUGUCUCGUUAUGUGGAGAAAACACUCAUGCCUCAUCAUUACCAGGAAGAGAAAAGAAAAUCAGAGCUAAGAAGAUCGGCUUCUAGGAACGUUAGUGAAUCUAGCGGAAGCGAUGGAACGGGAAUAAACUUUGUCGGUGAUGAUAAGAAAGACGACAAGGUAAGCUCAAGUGACGGACAAGUUGGUCAGGCGACAAGUACUAGUAGAAAUGAAGCAGCGGAAAAAGCUGAAUUGCAGCGCCAACAGCAAACUAUGGACGAAGAAGAUUCUGAAGAUUUUAAUGAACAUUAUGAAUAUGAUUUAGUGGGAGUUACAGUUCACACGGGAAAUGCAGACGGUGGCCAUUAUUAUAGCUUCAUAAAGGAACGUAACGAAGAUAGUAACCCGAAUUAUCAAGAAAGGUGGUUCUUGUUUAACGACGCCGAAGUUAAACUAUUCGAUCCUUCACAAAUCGCUGCAGAAUGCUUCGGUGGAGAAAUGACUAGUAAAACCUAUGAUUCUGUGACUGAGAAGUAUCUUGAUUUUAGUUUCGAAAAAACAAACUCAGCCUAUAUGCUGUUCUACGAGUGGCGAUCUAAUAAAGGAACCAAUAUACAACGAGAUCAAGUAGACCAGCAGGUGAAAAAACCGUCAACGUGUACAUCCGCGUCAUCAUCAGCUGUGUCUUCCAAUUCCCAAACAUCGAUUCCAUCUACUGUGGCAACGGAUAAAAGCCCCGAUCCUCCGGUAGCUUCAUCGUCUGUUGCUAACUACAGUGAAGGAAGUAGUAGCACUGGUGUGAGUAGCGGCAGCAGUACUAGUUUCGAUAGCACCAUGUCAAUGAGUGGAAACAUCAAAGAAAACGAGCACGAAUCUUCGGAAUCAGAGGUUGUAACUAAAAGCACCGUCCUUCCUUCUCCAUCGAAGCCAUCAUCCAUCAAGGACGAGGAGCAGACUGAAAAAAUAAUUCAAAAGCAUACAUGUAGCGAAGCAUCAUUGGUUAUGGAUAAUCUAAGUAAUCUAAGUAAAUGUGAUAUAGAAGUUAAGUCUAGCAUUAGAAGCAGUACUAUUUCUGCCGCAGUUCAUCCAUCACUAGUGUCCACCGUGUCGUCAACAUCCAGCGUUCCGUCACCGUUGGCCGCACUACAGGCCACCUCUCUGAGCAUUUUACCGCCGUCUGGUCCACUACUGGGACCUUCAAUGCUCCCAUCACCGUCUUCAUCAUAUUCUUCUAUAUCUUCACUAUCUGCACUCACUGCAACUGCCGGGGGGAAUGUCGGCAUACCGCUGAGUGCCAUUGUUCAACAGCCAACGAUCUCCAGCGCUGCUCUUCAGCCAUGCUCAUCAUCCACAUCCUCAUCUUCCACUGCGGGUUCCUCGUUAACCAUUAUGACACACGGUCUGGUUGGCCGCAUAGGGCCGCCACCAAAACGGAAGCGUAAACUUCUUAGCAUAGAAUUAGAAGAGUGGAUCUGGCAGGACAAUCGGCAUUUUUUGCAAGAUCGAAACAUUUUCGAGCAUACCUAUUUUAACUUCAUGUGGCAAAUUUGUGGUCAUAUUCCGCAAACUUUACUUGCUCUGCCAGAUAUAACGUGCAUCGCAGCCCAGCUAUCAGUAUCAUUUUUCAUUGAAACUUUCAUCCAUGCGAAAGAAAAGCCAACAAUGGUUCUUUGGGUAGAGUUGUUAACCAAACAGUUCAAUGCGAGCCAGGAAGCAUGUGAAUGGUUUCUGAGUCACAUGUCUGCUGAACCCUGGUGGCCCGUACAAGUGUUAAUUCAAUGUCCCAACCAAAUGGUUCGUCAAAUGUUCCAACGGCUGGUCAUCCAUGUCAUUCAACGGUUAAGGCAAAACCAUUGUUCGCUGUAUUUGAAGGUGGAGCCGGAUGAUGACGACAAUGAAAUCAUCGGUAAUGUUUCAUGUGUAACUCGUUUUAUAAAAUCGUUAAUUAUGUUGAUGGAGCAUGGAGCACGAGCUCACUUGAGACAUCUGUCAGAGUUCUUUGGGCUUUUGUACGAGUUUUCGCGAAUGGGUGAAGAAGAAGCACUUUUCCUUUUGCGAAUCAACGUGAUACGAAGCGUGGCUGAUUUCUAUCUGGGACAUAAAGCAGCUCAGGAUUGUGUUGAGACAACUUCCGAUAACGACGAUAACUCGUCCGAUGAGGCCCUGACAGUGGACAAAAGCCGCCCAGCGUCGCUGGAUAAGAUGAUUGCACUAGUUGCAUCAUUAGUAGAACGUUCUCGUGGGCCCGACUUAAGGUUACAUUUGUCAGCUCGCGAUUACAAUGCAAUUGCUGGUGGCAAAGGAUUCCCAUUCCUGUACCAGCAAAUCAAGGAUAACAUUAACCCACAUCAAACGCGUCACUUGAUCCAUGCUCUUUGUCGAUGUGACGAGCGAUUAGCUGGACAAAUCAUUGCGAUGCUGUUUACGGCUGUCACCAAGCAUACCGAACUGUGUGGACCUUUCUUCAAACUAUUAACGCUUCUUACGGAAUCGACUGGAGGACCAUCGGGUCUGCCAUGCUUUUCACAACUGGUACUGCAAAGGGUAUGGGAUGCAGCGGAAUAUUGUCCACAAUCAGCAUUAGACUGGUUGGCAGUGCAAGCGCCUCGAAACAAAAUAGCGCACACGUGGAUAUUGCAAUCUGCAGAAAAUUGGGUUGAAACAUUCCUGCUAGCUCAUAACAAUGCGAGAGUAAGGAACGCUGCGGCCUAUUUGCUUGUAUCGUUAGUUCCUUCUCAGAAUUUUCGGACCAACUUCAGAGCCACCUCACAUCACAAACUCAACUUGCAUUCCCAACAGCGCGAAAUAUCUUGCGAGGCGCAGCUUAUUUUGCACACCAUUCUGAAUCUCCUGCUACGGUUACUACGGUCUGCUCGAAACUAUACCGAUAUAAGCAUCCAUGGCACAACGAAACUGACAGCAUACUUUAAUCUUAUGACAUAUUGUUUGGUAUCGAAGGCAGAAAAGUUAAUGCUUGGUCCUCACCUGCGAGCUUUAUGGGAACUUUUCCAUCCUCGAUUGUCGGAGCCAUCCGUGCCGGCUCAUCACAACAAGCAAGCGCUAUUGGCAUUCUGGUACCAAGCGACAAUAGAGUGUCCGGAGAAUGCGUUAUUGGUUGCAAACUGUCCGGACAUAACCAGAAAUAUUGCUUUCAAUUACAUAUUGGCCGACCACGAUGAUUCAGAAAUUGUAACCUAUAAUCGAGCAAUGUUACCCGUAUAUUACGGGCUGUUACGUAUGUGUUGUCAGCAAAGCAGACAACUGACCCGCCAGUUAGCUGCUCAUCAAAACUUGCAAUGGGCGUUCAAGAACAUCACGCCUCACCCAACGCAGUACCCAUUAGCUGUCGAUGAACUAUUCCGUUUGAUGACAUUGUUCGCACAACGGCAUGCCGAUGCUACCGAAGUGGAACAGAGGGAAGUGACUGUGUUCCGCAGAACAACACUUACAGCUUACUUGAAUGGUUUGGAUGCUCGGGUGUCUUGGGGAACACUAAUAGCAGCUCUUCGGAUUUUGGUUGAUAAUGACGAUGAUCGCUUGUUUGUGGUUUUGAAUGGUGGAAUAACGCUGUGUUUUGAUGCACUACAUACGUUACAUGCUAUGUACCACGAAGCUACGGCCUGUCAUGUUUUUGGUGAUCUACAGGAACUGUUAACAGAAGUUAUUUUGCUUAUCAGUACUCUUCGAACUAGCUGUCGAGAGCAGAAAAAACGACCACCGCCAGCAUUGAUGAAAGGACUUCCGGAUGCUGUGCGACGAUUGGCCACCUUGUUGAAUACUUUCAAUCCACCGGAAAUGCGCAACAUUGCUCUUGAAGUGCUCAAAGAGCUGGUUAAAUGUGCACCUCCAGAGAUAAUUAGCACAGUGCUAGUACCGUUACUUACACACUGCCACACACAAAACGUAUCGCACACUAUGGGUCCACUAGGAUCGUAUUUCCCGCGGCGUGGGAUGAAGGUUACUUGGCCACCUGUGUCCAAGAACACUCCGCGUCCACCGCGUCCCAUGGUCCAGAUGAACAUUCCGCAGUCACAAAUUUGUGAAAAGGGUCUCGAUAAGGAUUUCGAUUUAGCCCUAGAGUUGUUCUAUCGACCAUACCACGAAUUUCUGGAUAUCAUGUUCCGAGUAGCCGUCACUUCAAAUCUCUUCAACGAACCCUUGGUCCACCUUUCAUUACUCACAGGAAUUGAAUCAGUAGUGCUGCAUUUCAACAUAUUCGCCAAGUUUUGGGUUGGCAUUUUCAACAACAAAACAACAAACAAGUAUUCUGAGAUGCUUAUAAAAAAUUCGCUUCUGGUGGACUAUAUCGAUGAUAUUCUGAGAGACGAAAGACUUUCGCUGAACGAUCCUGUGAUUGCAAAUUUUAUUGAAAUUUAUUACCCCAAGAUUAAAUCUCAUUUGGUAGUACCGAGGCUAUUGGAAUCCAUCUGUCAGUUGUUGCCGGAAAAGAGUAAUCUAGAGGAUAUAUGUGGUGACCUGCAAGCCAUUCGGAUCAUAGGACAACGAACGGGAAUUCCUAGUUCGGUGAAGGUGCUCUUACAAAACUCGUUACAUGCUGUAUUGCUCAAGUUUAAAGACGAAAUUCACAGUGAUGAAGAAUCACCACCGAAGCGUCGUAAAAUGACCAGCUGUGCUACCAGUACUGCAGCCGCAACGGAUCAUGGACAGACAAUAGAUUCAGAACGAGACAUUAAAAAGGAAGAUUGUAAGGAUAGUGAAUCAUUACACCGGGAAGCGGAAGGUCAUGCAGAGGUUUUUGACGAUAUAAAUAAAUGUAACUCAAAAGAUGACCACGAAAAGAGAGGUAACGAUGUUUCGAAAGCAACAGAAGCCUCUCAAGUGGAAGAAACACAACUCACUCCACCGUUUAAAACGCUCUCAGACACCCAAAGCUCAACAACAACGAAAAUGGCGGUGGAAAAAAUGGAGCAGGACUUGACAUCGGACGAACAUCCUUGCACAAGUGAUCAGAAAUGUGAAACAAAUCAACCCAAUGAUGUAGAACCCAGUGGGAGUAAUAACUCAACUAGUAGUAGUGGUAGCAAUAGUAGUAAUAGUAGUACCAGUAGUGGCAAAAGUAACAAUGGCAACGAAGCACCAGAUACGGAGCAAGUAAUCAAAUCGACCCAGAAACUGGAUUCAACAGAACAACAACAGUACCACCGAAACCUUAUUAAAGAUAUUGAAAGUCAUAUCGAAUUGAUUUUCGAGUGUUUGGAUGAUGAAGAUGGGGAUGUGGAAAACAAGACUGAUGGUGCCGAUACAAGUUUGACCGUGCGGCGUAUCAAUGUUUUGUCCGAUGAAACUACCGCCGCAACAGAAAAAGAUUCUAACUCGGACUCUAAAUCCGAAUCGGAAAAGGGUUGUCCCAGUCCUAAUAAAAUCCGGCGGAGAAAUCCUUCAGGGGAAGAUGGACUGAAACAGUCUUUGAUGCAGAAGGCCGAUGAUGAUGACGAUCCAGAGCAUUCCCAAACGCUAAAAGAGGGUGGCCACAAUGAUGACGGUAAGACAAAAAGCGAUACGUAAGUAUUAACUAAAUUGUGGCAAAACAAAAAAGGCUAAUAGAAGAGGUAUAAAGAUUACAUAGAGCACGCUGUAAAGAAAGCAAAAUUUCGGCAAACCAAAAUUGUGAUGUUUUAAAGUUAGAAUUAUUCGCAACCAAAAAUACAAAAGCUCAUUGUUUGAGAAACACAUGAUGGCGCCCAGGGUAGAAAGAAUGUUUUAUUUCUUUCAUUCUUUUUUUUAAUAAUUUAUAUUUCGC